AUGGGGGAGGGAGAACCAUGUGUUCACACAGAAGGGUUGCGUUUCUUGAGACUUCCUCAUCCGCGGACCGGCAUAUCGUCGUUAUUCAUCCCACACGAAACGCCGGAAACUAGCUCUAUUCUCGAGGUCCAGUCAGUCGCCCCUCCUAAUCGCCGGUCAUGGUUUCUGCAGGAGGAAGUCGUGGAAGACGGCAAGCUCCUGGUCAUGACACCCAUAGACCCUGCCUUCCUGCUCAUACAUCUGCUGCAGCUCACCUUGCCGACAAACGGAACCGCGGGUAACUUUCGUCCUGCGGACGACAUCAUUGAAGCAGCUGCCAGUGCAGUUACAUCUUCCACGACGGAAGGCGGUGUCGCGGCAUUUUCUUCCGGCGAUAUUCUACACCUAUCAACCCUACGCUGUGUACAUGCAGCCAUGCGGCGCGUCUGUGAGUACAAAGAGAUCACUCCGGAGAUUACCGUAUUCAGGUACUCGCCAGAGCGGGCACAAGAAUACCUCCGUACAAAGGUUUCUCGCCUGUCAAACCCGAGCGUUUCCGAACUUUCGCGCACUUUGAACCGCAAUCUCGCCAAGGACGGCCUGCUAGAAGACGGAAAGGAAACACUGUUGGUUUCCGCUCGCACCCGGGUCGCCUGUGAUCUUGUCGCACAAUACCUCGCACGCGACGUGUUUGAGAAUUUGCUCUCCUCUUACGAUUUCGCAUCCCUUGAUGCCCACAUGAAGGUGCUCAAGGAUGAGUCGAUGGCCCUUGCCGCAGUCAACAUGAAUGCAAUCGAGGCAAAGGAAAGCAGGGAUCAGAAAGUCGCGAGUGCUGCUGACAAGAAACGCAAGGCGAAGGGGUCGCACGGCGUGGAACAGCUGAAGAAAGCGAACACGAAGGGCAUGUCGAAGUUGUCCUCGUUCUUUCAAAAGAAAUAG
Molecule: messenger RNA, 918 nt
Organism: Trametes versicolor FP-101664 SS1
Lineage: Eukaryota; Fungi; Basidiomycota; Agaricomycetes; Polyporales; Polyporaceae
Exons: 7
Coding region: 1-918 (305 amino acids)
Biological process (GO): RNA catabolic process; ribonucleotide metabolic process
Cellular component (GO): ribonuclease H2 complex; nucleoplasm
Source: RefSeq, a predicted model, not a curated record